UCCCCUCCCCGGGUGCGCUUUGCCCCGCCGCCGCGCGGCUCCCAGGCUGUAUAUAGGGCGCGCGCUCGCGGGUCUCCGAGUUCCACCAGUCCGCGAGCUGCCGACGGCUCGCGCGGGGGGCAGGCCGGGGCGCCGAGCUGCGCUCUCGCUUCUCCUCUGCCCCCCACUCCGCGCGCCGCGGCCUCCUCCUUCCUCGGCCCCGCAAGCAAACUUUCCGUCCCUCCCUGCCCCUCGUCCGUUAUUCGUCUUGGUUUGAGCUGCGCCGCACCGAGGGCUCCUCCCAACCUCCCCGCUUGCAGUUCCGACCAUUACAGGACCCAGAAAAAUGUCGACCACUCUUCUGUCAGCUUUCUACGAUAUCGACUUCUUGUGCAAGACGGAGAAAUCCCUGGCAAACCUCAAUCUGAACAACAUGCUGGACAAGAAGGCGGUGGGGACGCCCGUGGCUGCUGCCCCCAGCUCGAGCUUCACUCCGGGGUUCCUGCGACGCCACUCCGCCAGCAACCUACACGCGCUCGCCCACCCCGUGCCCAGUCCUGGCAGCUGCUCGCCUAAGUUCCCAGGCGCCCCUAACGGCAGCAGCUGUGGCCCGGUUGGCCCGGCAGGCGCGGGCGGCCCGUCCUCCUACGGCCAGCUCAAGGAGCCUUCAGGGGGCAGCGGCACGGCGCUGGUCAACAAGGAAAGCAAAUUCCGGGAUCGCUCUUUCAGCGAGAACGGUGAGCGCAGCCAGCACCUCCUGCACCUGCAGCAGCAGCAGAAGGGGGGCAGCGGCUCCCAGAUCAACUCCACGCGCUACAAGACCGAGCUGUGCCGGCCCUUCGAGGAGAGCGGCACGUGCAAGUACGGCGAGAAGUGCCAGUUCGCGCACGGCUUCCAUGAGCUGCGCAGCCUCACUCGGCACCCCAAGUACAAGACGGAGCUGUGCCGCACCUUCCACACCAUCGGCUUCUGCCCCUACGGCCCGCGCUGCCAUUUCAUCCACAACGCAGACGAGCGACGGCCCGCGCCAUCGGGGGGCGCCUCCGGGGACCUGCGAGCGUUUGGCGCGCGCGACGCGCUGCACCUGGGCUUUGCCCGGGAGCCGCGGCCAAAGCUGCACCACAGCCUCAGUUUCUCCGGCUUCCCGUCGGGCCACCACCAGCCGCCCGGGGGACUGGAGUCGCCGCUGCUGCUCGACAGCCCCACGUCGCGCACGCCGCCGCCGCCCUCCUGUUCCUCCGCCUCGUCCUGUUCCUCAUCAGCCUCUUCCUGCUCCUCCACCUCAGCGGCCUCCACACCCUCGGGCGCCCCGACGUGCUGCGCCUCAGCGGCGGCUGCGGCGGCGGCCGCGCUGCUCUACGGCCCCGGGGGCGCGGAGGACCUGCUGACUCCCGGAGCGCCGUGCGCCACUUGCUCGACCACCUCGUGCGCCAACAACGCCUUCACCUUCGGCCCGGAGCUGAGCAGCCUCAUCACGCCACUUGCCAUCCAGACCCACAACUUCGCCGCCGCGGCCGCCGCCUACUACCGCAGCCAGCAGCAGGGCCUGGCGGGCCUCGCGCCGGCCCCUGCGCAGCCCCCCGCGGCCCCCGCGCCGCCCUCGCCGCCCUUCGGCUUCCAGCUGCCGCGCCGUCUGUCCGAGUCGCCCGUGUUCGACGCGCCCCCCAGCCCCCCGGACUCGCUGUCGGACCGCGACAGUUACCUGAGCGGCUCGCUGAGCUCGGGCAGCCUCAGCGGCUCCGAGUCCCCCAGCCUGGACCCCGGCCGCCGCCUGCCCAUCUUCAGCCGCCUCUCCAUCUCCGACGACUGAGGCAAGGGGGCGCCCGCGAGGGGUUGGGAGAGGCGUUACAGGGGGCACCGGUUGGGGGGUGACACUGCCGCAGGCCGACUUUAAGGCCCCUCCGAGCACUUGGACUCGAACUCUGCCGGGAGGGGCCCCUGCCCUUCCCUUUCGGUUUUCUCGUUUCGUUCUUUUUUUUUUUUAAUUUUUAUUAUUAAUAUUAUUAUUAUUAUUAUUAUUGCAAAGUUUCGUUCUUUGUUGAAAUAAAAGCCAACGAACUUUUCGAAUGGAUGAACAAAAUAUCCACAACAGGGCGGUUGUGAUGCAGAAAGAACAAAGGAUACCAAACACUUGCUUUAGGUCUCAGAAGAGUUUGAAACUCUAGUUUUAAAAGAAAAAAUAAAAAUCAGCCCAUCACCAGCAGCUACCAACCAUCAUUCCAUCUCUUCUUUCACUGGAAAGCCUUAGCUACAGUCCAGAUGUGAGAACUCUGACCUUGGAAGGGGUUCCAAGACCAGUGUUAGCCCGCCGGCUGCCACCUCCCUAAAGUAUAAGCUUCUAGAAUUCAAACUAAUGCCAAGAACAUGCCUUGGUAGGAGUAGCUCUCCUUCGUGGUGGUUGUUUACCUUGUUUAUGUUUUUUAACAAAGUUCUAUGUGUCUGGGGGUGGGGGAGCCCUUGCAUUCCAAAGUUUGGUAACAGUCUCCUUGCCAGCACUCAGUGGGUGUUUAGCUUAGAACCAUUUCCUCUGCCCUCUGGAAGCCUUGGGCAGAGCUCAGUUCAUAGUUGUUGGGAAAUAAGUGCUUCAUUUUUAGCUGUUUUGAGUUGAUCCGCACCACUGCACCACAACUCAAUAUGAAAAACUAUUUAACUUAUUUAUUAUUCUUGUGAAAAGUAUACAUUUGAGGAUGUUGUUCAUACUGUAUUUAUCGAGUAUGAUGAAAGCAAUAGAUAUAUAUUCUUUUAUUAUGUUAAAUUAUAAUUGCCAUUAUUAAUCGGCAAAACGUGGAGUGUGUUCUUUUCACAGUAAUAUAUGCCUUUUGUAACUUCACUUGGUUAUUUUAUUGUAAAUGAGUAAGAAAAAUCUUAAUUUAAGAGAUUGUAUGUAAUAUUUAUUUCAUUAAUUUCUUUCCUUGUUUACGUAAAUUUCGGAAGAUUGCAUGGUUUCUUUACAGAAAUCUAUCUUGAUGCUGUGGAAGUAGUUUGAGGAACAUUUUGAGUUUUUUUAGAAUGCAUAAUGGUUGUAGCCCAUCCAACUUUAGAGAGGAAAAGAAUGCCCAGAGACUUUGCAGUCAGACUCUCACGUGGCAUGCGUCUCUAGUUCCAGCUUUAUAAACCAGCAAGGAAAGACAGUUUCCUAGUUCCACCAGCUCUACUGUGACAUUGAGUAUAAAGACAUGUAGCAAUAAUGGGGGGGGGGUCUCAGUGCCUUCACAGGGCCCGAACUUGCCUUAAAUCUUCCUCAGCCAAAUAAGUAUUCCAUUAGUGCUUGAGAAUUUGAAUGUGGGAUGGGUUCGCCUGCACAAGAGGAAAAGAAUUUUACCACUUUUUUUUUUUUUUUUACCAUAGCUAUGAUGUGAAGAGGCCAGGUCUUCGCGCUGAAUUGUUGGUGGUACACGAAUAUACCUUGCUUAAUGACAGAACUUGUACUAUUAUUUUUCAUUGUAAAGAGGCAGGAAAGUCUCCCGGCUUUGCCGGGUGACGAAUGAAUGAACAGCCGCUUAGUUUGUGCGUAGGUACAGUUGGAGCACCACGAGUGCACUCUGGACUACUUUGACAGAAGUAGGUUUUUGAAUGUAACGAGAUAAGUCAACUUGAGUUGUAAUAUAUUUUGGGGAAUCAGUUCACUACAAAUUGUGACUGUAAACAUUGUACUGUAAAUGUUUUGUAGUUUUCCCCCAAUAAAAUUUUUUGGAAAAAAAAAA
Molecule: messenger RNA, 3683 nt
Organism: Rattus rattus (black rat)
Lineage: Eukaryota; Metazoa; Chordata; Mammalia; Rodentia; Muridae
Gene: Zfp36l2
Product: ZFP36 ring finger protein like 2
Exons: 2
Coding region: 326-1789 (487 amino acids)
Molecular function (GO): mRNA binding; metal ion binding
Source: RefSeq, a predicted model, not a curated record